AAAGUGCAAACGCGAAUAAAAAGUAAGCUGCAAAGGAAGGAAAAAAAAGUGUUUCGUGACGAUCGUGAAAAAAAACGAGAAUUUGUUGUGUGUUCUGCUGAGCUGCAGUCCGAUCGCGAUCAAACCGUCCAGGAGGUGUCCGCGUCUCGGUUGUUGACUCGCCUGUUCCGAUCGGUUCCGGGGUUGGUGCAUAAACAAAUCGGAUUUUUAGUUGAUCAAAUUUGCGUCAGCUGAGAGUGAGAGCAGAAAAGGGGAAAAAGAGUUAAAGGGAUCUCUGACCGCUGAGCAGCCGUCCUAGCAGGUUCCGGGGGUUGAGUGCGUGGGUGGAUUGUUCCGUGUUGGGUGUAAUCGAUUUGGAAGAGGGGUUUGCGGGACGUCGAUUUUCGUGGUUGAGUUUGGCAGUGAAAAAAGCAAAUUUGUCACACGCAAACAUGGCGGAAACGAACCAGAACACUAAUCAGGAGCACGGAAUGUUCCUGCCGUUGGAUGCCAACUACAACAACCGGAAGCGACCGCAGAAGAAGCUGAGCUUCCAGCCGAGUCCCGUUCCGACCAUCACGAGUCGAACGCCCCCGCUGUCGGACAAAACCCGGGACCGGAUCAAGAUGCAGGCCACCGGAAAGCUGCAGAUUGCGCCGAACCAGAUCUACGACUUUACCGCGGACGACCUGAUAGACGAGGGCGAAAUCGGGCGUGGGGCGUUCGGCGCAGUCAACCGGAUGAAGUUCAUCCGGACGGACACGGUGAUGGCGGUAAAGCGGAUCCGGUCCACGGUCGACGAGAAGGAGCAGAAGCAGCUGCUGAUGGAUCUGGAGGUGGUGAUGAAGUCCAACGAUUGCAACACCAUCGUCACGUUCUACGGCGCACUGUUCAAGGAGGGCGACUGCUGGAUCUGCAUGGAGCUGAUGGACACGUCGCUGGACAAGUUUUACAAGUUCAUCUGCGAGUGCCAGCACGACCGCAUCCCGGAGUCGAUUCUGUGCCAGAUUACGCUGGCCACGGUGCGAGCGCUGAACUAUCUGAAGGAAGAGCUUAAGAUUAUCCAUCGGGACGUGAAACCGAGCAACAUUCUGCUGAAGCGAAACGGCGACAUCAAGCUGUGCGACUUUGGCAUCUCCGGCCAGCUGGUGGACUCGAUCGCGCGGACCAAGGACGCCGGGUGUCGGCCGUACAUGGCGCCGGAACGGAUCGACCCGCAGCGGGCAAAGGGCUACGACGUGCGCAGUGACGUCUGGUCGCUCGGCAUCACGCUGAUGGAGGUGGCCACCGGCAAAUUUCCCUACCCCAAGUGGGGCUCCGUGUUCGAGCAGUUGUCACAGGUCGUCGAAGGUGACCCCCCGCGGCUGUCCCCGUCCUACAACGGCAUGGAGUUCUCCACCGAUUUCGUCAAUUUUGUCAACACUUGCCUGAUCAAGGACGAAAAGGACCGGCCCAAGUACGGCAAGCUGCUGCAGCACCCGUUCGUGCAGCGGGCCGAAAAGAGCCACACGGACGUGUCGGCGUACGUCGGCGAGGUGCUGGAAUCGAUGGCCAACAACGGCAUCACGCCGUUCACCACGAACCUGCCGGCCGAGCGCUGGAACGAGAGCUUCAACUAAUUUCCGGGUGGUUUUUUUUGUGGCUGGUUUGUGGGAGCGGGGGUUUUCGGAUUGGGUUUUUUUGGUGGUCCGUUGCGGCAACGGAAUUGCGUGAGUGGGUGCGAGAUUGCGAGAAUGAAUGUCCCCCUUUUUCGCCUCCCCCCGCGUUUUGUUUGUGAUGUUACUGCAAGAUAAUUGUUGAAAAAUGGUCGUCGAAAGAGAAAGAGAGAGAGAGAGAGAGAUUGUGGAAGCAUGUUUGUAAGAUCGUGACGCAGACAAUAAAUUGUCUCCCAAGAUUAGAACUUUUCGUUGCAAAUGUGUAUGCGUGUGUGUUUGUGUACAUUUUCCAUAAAACGUUCCAAACAGGUGUGAACGAGUGCUUGUGCUUGUGCGUGUGUGAGAUUGCGCGCAAAUGAUUGUGAUUGACCUGUAGAGAUUCGAUAACUUUUAAAUAAAAUAUUAUAUAAACUAAUUACUAUUGAUAAACAAGGAAAGGGAUGUGAGAAGUAGAACACAGAAACUCACACACACACAGAAAGAGAAAACAGAGUUAGAAGAUAAAAAUAGUCGAGCUAGAGUGGCACAGAAAGAAAGAUAGAAAGUGGAGAGAAAACUAAUUGUUGUUAGUUGUUGAAUAAAUCAAUUGAUUUUGAACGCUAAGAAAUAGACGCUUUUUAGAGAUGAACCGUUCAGAUUAAUACGCUAUAAAAAAAUGCGGUAACAGUUACAUUAAAGUACAGCAAAAAACGUUCGAGAAGAGCUCGCCCCUUCUCGCAGUAAUCAAACCAAUAAUUCUAGAUUUUUAACUACACCUUCGGGCACACAAUUCCUAAUCUCUCAGUCCAUUUUCGCAUCUCCAGUAAAAGAAAGAAAAAAACAGCAAAAAGUAAUAGAAUACGCAGUGCAAAAUUUAAAUCUUUUCAGUUGCUUCAGUUUGGUAAAACGAACUUCUUCCCCGAGUGGCUUUCAAACGUACGCUAAUCCAAGCCGCUUAAAAUACACACUUUCCUCUUGCCUUAACUCGCCGUAUCGCUGAAUAUAACUUUUUAUACUUACGCAAAUAGGGGGGAAAAGGAAGUGAGUAGAACACACAAUUCACACCAAAACACAACAUUUUCACAAUUACACCAACACAAAUCGAUAGAGAGAGAGAGAGAGAAAGGAAAUAUUUUGCAAACAAAACAAACAAUUAAAACGCGCGCUUUUUUCAGUUCAAAUUAGUGUUAAUGUAUCUGCUUUGAAAAGAAUUAAAAACGAAAAAUCUACCCUCAAUGAGCUUAUCUUCUAGUACCAACUCUCAGACAAAAAUAAAACACCUUCACUAAGUUGCACACACAAAUACACCACUUAAAAACACAAACACACUAACUACUUCUAGAGAUCCGGAACCGAUUGAGCGGAACUUAAAAAAAAGUAAUCAUUAUACAAAAGUUUUAAACUAAACUAAAGAAAGAGAGAGAAAGAGAAAAAGCAGCCGAGAAGAAAGCCGCAGAACGCCAUACAUAAUAGAAGAAAGCAUUUUUUAAACCUUGUUUUUCCCUAGGAAACAAAAAACUUUCAUGGAAACACACGGACAGCAACUCUACUGUUACGCUAUAGGAAAACAAAUAAAUACACACACACACACACACUGAAUAGUUUGCACGACACACAGAGAAAUGAUACACACUUAAAAAAAAUGUGAGGAAAAGUAAUCAACAAAAACACUUGAAACCAUCCUGUUAGUUUAGGACAUGAAAAAUAAACACAAGUACACAAACACACAGGAGAAGUAAAACGAGGAGAAACUGUGUGGAGUCCGCGGGUGGUAGGCGAAAGCGUGCGCGCGCGCGCGCGCUUGCAAGAUGAGUAAGAUUAAACCAUAAUGCAAUAUUAGAGAAUUUGA
Messenger RNA from Culex pipiens pallens (northern house mosquito), 3462 nucleotides. Its product is annotated as dual specificity mitogen-activated protein kinase kinase 4-like. The record is from RefSeq and is a predicted model, not a curated record. The coding region runs from base 432 to 1598 and encodes 388 amino acids. NCBI's taxonomy places the organism in Eukaryota, Metazoa, Arthropoda, Insecta, Diptera, Culicidae. Gene Ontology annotation, molecular function: ATP binding; JUN kinase kinase activity. Gene Ontology annotation, biological process: protein phosphorylation; MAPK cascade. The transcript is spliced from 5 exons.